Camellia sinensis is the source of this 746-nucleotide messenger RNA. The record is from RefSeq and is a predicted model, not a curated record. NCBI's taxonomy places the organism in Eukaryota, Viridiplantae, Streptophyta, Magnoliopsida, Ericales, Theaceae.
UCGCAACCAGCAAAGGUUGGUGCAAUUUCUCAUGGCUCUUACCCCCUCUUUUGAGCCUGUACGUGCCUCUCUGCUUCAUCGCCAUCCCUUGCCCACUCUUGAACAAGCCAUUUCUGAGUUGCUAUCAGAGGAGACUCGUCUAGGUACUCUUCAAACUCAUCAUGUGGACUCUGUUCUUGCCACUCCUCCGUCCCGGCCAUCAUUUCCCCAGCGGACUACUGCUUGCCUCUACUGUCAGAAUCGGGGCCUUCCUUCCACCCAUCUUCUGGUCCAUUGCCCCGUCAGAUCCUGCCGCUACUGCAACAAAAUUGGUCCUGGUCAUCUGCAACAGGAUUGUUUUCGCAAUCCCUCUCGCUCAUCCUCCAAUAGCCACUCCUCUCGCGGUGGUUCUUCCCGGGGAAGCUUUCACCGUUCCGGCAAUCAGUCUCAUCACACUGCUGCUGCUGCUUCUGGGAAUCAGUCUCAUCACACUGACACUGCCACCUCUGCAGGGUUCUCUGAGUCACCUACUCCAUCUACCCCUCGCUUUUCUCCAACGGAUGUAGAGGCCAUGCUCAAACAACUUCUCUCCCCAACUGGUACACCUCCUCCUACUGCUUUGUCUGUAAUCCCAGGACCCUCAGACAGGGCAGACUAUUGGGAUCGGCCGUAAGCAUGGACGUCUCUAUGAACUCAUUCAUCUUCAUGUUCCUGCCUCUCCUCAGAUUGCUGCUCCUACAUCUACUCCCUCAUUAUCUCCCUUUCAU